This is a messenger RNA of Oncorhynchus masou masou (cherry salmon), 4097 nucleotides long. RefSeq names its product inward rectifier potassium channel 2-like. The record is from RefSeq and is a predicted model, not a curated record. NCBI's taxonomy places the organism in Eukaryota, Metazoa, Chordata, Actinopteri, Salmoniformes, Salmonidae. Gene Ontology annotation, molecular function: inward rectifier potassium channel activity. Bases 450 to 1733 code for a protein of 427 amino acids. Gene Ontology annotation, cellular component: plasma membrane. The transcript has 2 exons. Gene Ontology annotation, biological process: potassium ion import across plasma membrane; regulation of monoatomic ion transmembrane transport.
UCAUUUCAUUGACAUGAGGGAGUUUCAGUUCUCGCUGUCAUCAUAACAAGAAGGCAACAUUAAUCCGAAACAGAAACAAACGCUUUGAAGUGUUGACCAGCGGAUUUAUCUUCUGGAAUAUAAUGUCAACUAACUUUUGAUUUUGUCCAGGUCUAUAAAUGUGCAACAGCAUACGUCAUUGGUGAGGUCCGGCUGCCUGAUGAGAGAGCACUACUCAACCCCAAGGACCUCUCCCUGGUUGCAGUCAAGCUAGAGGCAGUCGAAGACCGAGAGAGAGGCUUUGUCUCCACCUCCCUCCUUUCCUUCGUCCGCCUCACUUCACCACCCCAUUUUCUGCUUGAGUUGGUCCCGUUAGUGUUUCAAAACUGUUUCUCCAACGCUUUUUCAAGAAACUCAGACUGUUUUCCAAAGCAGAAGCAGCGCCACAGCCCUCCCACCAGAACGAGGUGAUGGGAAGUGUGCGAGCCAACCGCUACAGCAUAGUGUCAACCGAGGAGCACGGUAUGAAGUUGGCCACUGUGGCAGUGCCCAACGGGUAUGGGAAUGGCAAAGGAAAGGUGCACACGCGGCACCAGCCCCAAAGCCGCUUCGUCAAGAAGGACGGUCACUGCAAUGUGCAGUUCAUCAAUGUGUCCGAGAAAGGACAGCGUUACCUCGCUGACAUCUUCACGACAUGCGUGGACAUCCGCUGGCGGUGGAUGUUUGUCAUCUUCUGCCUUGCCUUCCUCCUGUCGUGGCUGUUCUUCGGCUGCGUCUUCUGGCUGGUCGCUAUCUUCCACGGGGACUUGGAGAACGACUCCCAGAAGUGCGUCUCCAACGUGAGCAGUUUCACUGCAGCCUUCCUGUUUUCCAUCGAGACCCAGACCACCAUCGGCUACGGCUACCGCUACGUCACCGACGAGUGUCCUGUGGCGGUCUUCAUGGUGGUCUUCCAGAGCAUUGUGGGCUGCAUUAUCGACGCCUUCAUCAUCGGCGCCGUCAUGGCCAAGAUGGCCAAGCCCAAGAAGAGGAACGAGACGCUGGUGUUCAGCCACAACGCUACAGUGGCCAUGAGGGACAACAAGCUGUGUCUGAUGUGGCGCGUGGGCAACCUGAGGAAAAGCCACCUGGUGGAGGCCCACGUGCGUGCCCACCUCCUCAAGUCGCGCACCACUGCAGAAGGGGAGUUCAUCCCUCUGGACCAGAUGGACAUUGAUGUGGGCUUUGACAGCGGAGUCGACCGUAUCUUCCUGGUGUCGCCCAUCACCAUCGUCCACGAGAUCGACGAGGACAGCCCAUUCUAUAACAUGAGCAAGCAAGAGCUGGAGACGUCCGAGUUCGAGAUGGUGGUGAUCCUGGAAGGGAUGGUGGAGGCCACGGCCAUGACCACCCAGUGCCGCAGCUCCUACCUGGCCAGCGAGAUCCUGUGGGGCCACCGCUUUGACCCGGUGCUCUUCGAGGAGAAGAGCUACUACAAGGUGGACUACUCUCGUUUUCAUAAGACUUACGAGGUUCCUAGUACCCCGCUGUGCAGUGCCAGAGACCUGGCCGAGAAAAAAUACAUCCUGUCCAGCUCCAACUCCUUCUGUUACGAGAACGAGGUGGCGCUGACUAACAAAGAGGAGAUGGACGAGGGGAACGGGGGUAGCGUGGGCCCAGAUGUAACCCAGACAGACAAUAUGUCAGACUCAGAGCAUCACCAGGCCACUGUGCCACUAGAGUCCAGGCCCCUGAGACGGGAAUCUGAAAUAUGACUGUGCAGAGACUGCAGAUCACCUCACAGAGAAGAAGAUUCUGAUUCUAGAAUCCCAUCUAGUUGUUAUAAAUGGCACAUUGAGCUGAGCUGGGCCUAGUGUAAAGGACAUUGAGCUGAGCUGGGCCUAGUGUAAAAGACAUUGAGCUGAGCUGGGCCUAGGGUAAAGGACAUUGAGCUGGGCCUUGUGUAAAGGACAUUGAGCUGAGCCUUGUGUAAAGGACAUUGAGCUGAGCCUUGUGUAAAGGACAUUGAGCUGAGCCUUGGGUGAAGGAUAGGUUCAUGCCGACGGUACUGCUGUGGGAAGGGGAUAGCUGGGGACCUGUAACUUUUUUUUAAACAAUGUAAUUGCAUAUUACAGCAAGCACAGCACUAUGAAAUAUGUGCAGAUAGGAAGGGAAACGUUCUUGAAAAAGGUUCCCACAAGAAAAUGAAAUAUAUGUAUCACUUUAGCAUCUAUGUAUAGAAAGGAAUGUGCAUCUGUAUAACAUAUUGGAAUGGGUGUUAGCUACGAUGACUUGAAAAUAGCAGGCAUGUCUCUCUGUUUAUCUGUCCAGCAAAUCAUGAACAAGAUGAGAACAACGGUUGUAUUUCUAUUGUCUGCCUUUUAGUAUAUAAAACAAAUGCUGCUAUAAUCAAAUUCUCUACUUUCUCGUUUCAGAGAAACUCGAAGGGGAAAACUUGCAAAGAUGCCUACCCAUAGAGUAACAGAGAGAUUUAGAAAGUUCUGCUCUGGGAAAACCAAAUAUUAUUUUUAUUUAGCUAAUUUGCACUUUGAAUUGAUCCUGUGCACCCAGCUCCAAAGUACUCUAAAGUUUCAGAAUGUUAAUCCAAACAAUUAAAGAUGCAGUACAGCUUUGCAACAAAACCUUUUUUUCUCUAUCUUUUGCAGUGAAUGCAAACUGUUUUAGCCUUUGAAUAGACCGUCGUGUUGCAGUCAACUGGUGAUCUUUGGUGAAUUACAUCCAAGGAAAUGUAGCUCAAUGUAGAGAGACAUUCCUACUAUCGGAGAAAACAUACUAUGCAGCCAUUGUAAAGUAGUGCAAUAAAAACUGGAUCAAAUGAUCAAUUAGAGAAAUGUUUCUGAACUAUUAGCAUUCAUCCAUACUGUACGUAUCCAAAGCAGAUAAGGUCAUGUUGUAUGUGCUGUUGGUAAUGAGCCGGUCUCAUAACAGAAUCACAACAUGACAUGAAUUAAAGGGUCGUUCAAUGCUGGUCAAAUCAAUAGAAACUUGCCUAUUUUGUUUGAAGGAAACUAGCAGGGUGGUAUUAGUAUUUGAAAGUGACGCAGAACUGAACAAACAACACCGACAAGACAAGGGAGGAGGGAAAAUUAGCAUACGAAUGUUCUUUAAAAAAAAAAGUGCUGCUACGUUGUUGCAUUUUGUAGGGUUUGAUAACAGAAGAUGCCAAAUAUUAUUAUUAAUAUUAUUAUUAUUAUUAUUAUUAUUAUUAUUAUUAUUAUUAUGUGUCUCAUCCAUUUGUUAUAAGUGGUAGAAUUAGAGUAUAUAUAUUUUUUUUUUAAUCAAGACAAAAUAUUUAUUUUCUAACCCGUGUAUACAGUGUAGAUGUUGCUAGAACUUAAUUAAUCAAUAUCACCGUGGUAACCGUCAUGAUAAACACAGUUACAUGGCCCUUACGAUGCCCGGGCUUCUGUACGGUUUUUCCAUCGUUUUCAUAUUCAAAGCUAAACAUACAAGCCAGGUUCUAGGCCCUAGAUGAGACCAGUAGCAUGUUGUUAAAGCCAGAUGCUCAGAACAUAAACAGUGUUACAAUACUUCUUUUUUUUCAAAAUUAUUUUCUUAGUACUUUACAAUCGUCCACUAUUCUGCCAUCACAAAAAGAGCACAUCUUCACCUAUAGGCUCUUUAAAUAAGGACAGAAUAUAAGACAGUACAUACCUGAUCUUUGCUGUUCGUGCAUUCACAUUUAUAUCCAGAGUAGGUCUAUGGAUUGCCAUGCCUUGUUAUCAAAUAUCCUUUUAUUUUUCAUUAUAAGUUGUUUGUUAUUUUACUAGGGAAUCUUGGAUUGGACAACAUGGUUUAAUAAGCCAACAGUACUGUAUCCCAGGCAUGUUAAUAAGGUGUAUUGAAAGCCUGUAGAGUUUGCAUUAUGACAAAUCUAUCUCCUAUUUCUUUAUUUUGAAUCAACGGUUAAAGGCCGUUAGGCUACAAUGACCCGUUUCUUGUACAUAGAACACCCGCCCUCCCUGUUCCAGUCAUUUUGUAUCAGAGUCUUCCAGUUGUACUGCAGAACAACGGAAUGUACAGAGUUUUAUAUUAUUCGUAAUAUUAUUGUUAUUAUUAUUGUACAAGCGAUUUAUUAUAUUGUUCUUUUUUCAAUAAAACCUCAAUGAUCAAUUGCA